Messenger RNA from Mycena citricolor, 5163 nucleotides. Lineage: Eukaryota; Fungi; Basidiomycota; Agaricomycetes; Agaricales; Mycenaceae. The record is from the annotation of a GenBank genome assembly.
GUGGACUUGUAUCGAUUUGCAUGGCACUCACGUGAGCUGCGGCAAAGUCUCCGAGUCAUCAGGAAUCAGCGAUUAAUCAUCCUCGGCAAAAUGCCGAAGCGUCCCAAAAAGGCAGGUCUGUGUGUCGGCCCAACGUCCUUGAUUCUUCCUCAGUUCAGGAUGACUUUGUAUUAUUUGCAUAAAUACCUGGGUAGUAGUAGUAGUUAGUUAGCUUUCAUUGAAUCGAGUACCUACCUACGCGACUUCUGCUACCCCAAGACUCGGCUUUGAAGACUCCAGCAUAACGCCUUGAUUCUCCUCGCUCAACCAGCUUAAAGAAACCAGGCAUCGUCACAGUAAGGAGUCACGAGGCCUCACCCUCCCACAAUCUAAGCUUCACAGUUCCAUGUCCGACGCAUCCAUACACCGCAUUGUCAUCAUCGGUGGCGGUAUCAUCGGGUGCACGACCGCCUACUAUCUGUCCCGGCACCCCAAGUACAUCCCUUCGGAAGUCGCGAUCACCGUCAUCGAGGCGUCAUCGCGCGGUGCGGCGCAGGGCGCGUCUGGAAAGGCGGGCGGUCUGGUCGCCAAGUGGGCCUAUCCGAAGGAGCUCGUGUCCGUCUCGUUCGCGGAGCACGUCAGGCUCGCGGAGGAGCACGACGGCGCGGCGCGUUGGGGAUGGCGGUACGUCGCGAUGGGGAGGUGGGAGGGCAAGGGGGCCGAUUCGGGGGUCCGGAUGCCGCGCGCGCACGAGAAGAGUCUGGAGAAGACGCUCGGACUUGAGCCGGACCGCAGGGGGACGAGGAAGACGAAGGGGCUGCCGGACGACCUGCUGUGGGUUCGCGAGGAUUUGACCGAGUCUUAUUCAUCGAUGGCGCCCGACGGAGAGACGGCGCAGGUCCAUCCGUACCUGUUUACGACCGGCAUGCUUGAUCUGGCGAAGGAAAAGGGCGUGGAGUUCACGUCCGGCUCGGUUACUUCGAUACUGAAGGAGGGUGGCCAAGUGACCGGUGUGCGAUACACCGACCCCUCUGGGACCGAGGAGACGCUUCCCGCGUCCGACGUGCUGCUCUGCGCGGGUGCAUGGUCCUCGCGGAUCCUUCCCGGGCUGCCGAUCGAGGGCACGCGCGCGCACAGCGUCGUCAUUCGCACGCCGGCCGCGUCGCCCAUCGCACCGUACGUGCUGUUCACUGAGAUCACAGGGACGGGGAACGGUGCCUUGAGCCCCGAGAUCUAUGCGCGGCCGGACGGGACGGUAUAUGCGUGUGGGCCGGGCGACGACAGCGCUGUCCCGGACAGCGUGGACGAUGUCGGCGUGGACUCGCGUGCGUGCGAUGCGCUGCUCGAGGAUGUGUGCACCAUAUCCGAGGAGCUUGCGGCUGGGGACGUCGAGGUGCGGCAAGCGUGUUUCCUGCCCGCCUGCAGUGCUGGCGGCGGCCCGAUCGUUGGUCAGGCGUCUCCCGGUUUGUUCAUCGCGACGGGACACACUUGUUGGGGAAUCAGCAACGCGCCCGGAACUGCCAAAGCAAUGUCCGAGUUAAUAUUCGAUGGGAAAGCUCGUUGCACUGAUCUGAAGAACCUCCAUCCGUCCAAUUUUCUGUAGCCCGGCAUGUAUUCAUAUGCAAGAGUGUCACAGCGAAGAGAGUACAUGAUGGUGGAGAAUGGAAUCUAAGCAGCGCCACUCAACCUCCCGGGCUCCCGAUCUCUGUCAAUCAACGAGACAAUACCUCGAUAGCGCACAUUGCGCCGUGGUUCCAUUCCUCCGCAGUCAACGAAAACGAGGGGACGGUUAAGAUCCGGGGUGCACGAGCCUUGAGGAGAUAGGCAAUGAAUGCGGUGCAGAUGAGCUUCGCAGGAUCAGGACCCUGGAGAGUCAGACGAUUGAGGCCGGAUAAUAGACCUUGGGCGUGCGAGUAGUGGAUUCUAGUCAGAUUCUCCGUGAAUCUAUGGAAGAAGUAUACUUUGAGGAAGCUGGAUAUGGACCGUCUCACAGGCGCAGACACGCGGGGGUUUCUUCGGCAUCGAUCGCCAACGUAAAUCGAUGUGCCACUGCAUGGACAAACUCGAAAGUAGGGCGGCAGGGAGCACACGAGUGCGUGCACCGUGGUGAGCGCAGGUGAGCUAGCGUAUCAAGCCUUCGAGACGCCGUCCUUCCAGGAAAGGCAAUUCAGAUUGAUGCCGCGGAGCGGAAUGGGGCACGUGGGAACGGGCGCCCCACAAACAAACUGCGUGAGGCGAUCAAAAGUGGUGUAUCCCUCUUUCUUGGGCCACAGCAUCGCAUUUAAGACCCUCCACAUCCUCCCAUCCCUUCUCUCCUUCUCGCCCCUGCAAAAUGACUGAAUACGACUACAGCGAGGAGGGCUACAAUCGAUUCAUGGAGACCCAGGCGCGCAUCUCGCGCUGGGCAGAAAAGACGAAUCGCACCCCCCAAUCCGAUCCGUUCACGCCGCAGACUCCUGCGCUAGCCUCCGCAGUGGCACCGCUACCCAUGCCGGGGAUCGUACCCGGUCCCAAGAGGCGGGACAGCAGGAGAGACCGCGACCGGAGUGCAUUGAAAGAAGACGUCACGCGACGCGAUCGACGACGGCGGACGCCGCCACCUCCCCUCCUCAUCCCCCAGGAUCCAUACAUUGGCGGUGGCCCCGUCUCUACGCCUGUGCCAGGCCACCCCCACCAAUACUACCCCUCAUCCGUCCAGCCUUACUACGCGCAAAACCAAUACUACAGUGCUCCACCCGAGCCGAGACGAACGCGCUCUUCGUCACAAAGCCUGCCCCCUCCUUCGCACACCCUAGCACGACCGCCGCCUCCGCCGCACUCGCGUCCGAGUCCGGUGCGAUCACACUCCGUCGGGCAACCCCCGAUGGCCGCAACACACGGACACCCCGUCCGCUCGAAUUCGCUGCCUUACGCUGGCCCCCCACCCGCAUCGGCACCGGUGGCGCCUUCGGGCGCGCCAUUAUAUGCAGCACCGUCCCCUCGCCAUGGCGCAGCUUACGGAUACUCGCCGCACGCGCUACCGAUGUACGGCUACGGCCACGGGCCGGGGUAUCCAGGACCGUCCCCACUGAAUGCGGCGCGGGGGCCGAUGCGACCGCAGCCAUCGCGGCAGGGCUCCAUGCUGAAGCGCGUGUUUGGGUGGACUCAUCGGACGAGCCCUGGGCCGAUGAGGUCGGAUUCAUACUGAUCGUGCUAUGUAUGCAGAUGAUGUAGGGUAGGUCGUUGUAUUUUAGUCAUCGGUAUCGUGCAUUACAUCUCUAGUUGGAGUCAUGGAGUGAUUUGUCCGGGAGCACCAGUGUACUUGACUGAUGGUGACUUUCGUCAGCUGCGAACAACACGUGCGCGGCUAGGUCGAUUCCAUGGUCCCCCGUCCACAGAUAUCCGAGACUGUGCUGGUCGAAUCUGCGGCUAUCCAAUCGGGGUCAACGAAGAGGGUUCUUCUUCGAUAUAUACCCUGUAGUUUCAAAUGAAAGUGAUAUGCAACUCGAAACAUUGCUCGGCCAUGGCCCGAGGUCUCCCACGAAUCCGCGGUAUGGGACACAAGAUCGUUGUGGCCACCGCAUUGCGUGGCGGAAAGAACUUGGUACCGUUGUAAAAGAGAAGCGCUUCAUGAAGAUAUAGUUUCGGGAGACCGAACGGUUGGUGUCACAACUGGCAGGAAGAAAGCAAUGUCAGUGCAUCGCCACUUGAUCAGCUCUCUCCCUACCCACGCGCGCAAUGGUCAAAGCAAAGAAAACGCGUCCGCGAAAGUCGGGCGUAGAUCCUUCUCCCGGAGAUUAUAAGCUGGGAAACGACUGCGACGCGCCUACGCUGAACGAAUGGGAGAGCAUGAAGACCUACGACGCGUUCAACAUUAUUCCCGAGGACUCGCAGGAAAUGUAUACAUUCCAAGCCGGCAGCAAAGUGCUUGUGCAACCAUUCGGACACGAGGUCGGGAUGCUGGACAUCCACCAAUACUGGAUAGCGAGGGUCGUUGAGAUUCGUGGGCGCUUACCUGCUCAAGGAGAGAGCAAGGCAGUAAGGCCUGAGUCUGAUGUCUGGGUCAUGGUCGAGUGGUUUUACUCUGCGGACGACCUACGAAAAGAAAACCCUCGCCUUCGUGGGAGAUUAAAGUGUUGCGGCAAGUUUGAGCGCUUUCAGUCAGGCCAUCGGGACUGUAUAUCCGUCUCUGUCUUUCAAGGCGCGUCAUCUGACAUCCUGAUUCUCACGUCUCUCAAUCUGUAGAACAGAAAUCGUCACUAUGAAAUCUUUCGACGAGAACAUCCCAGAACAAGAGCUGAUUCACGCCGAGGAGCUCUAUUACCGCUCGACAUACCAUCACACUAGCGGUGCAAUAUCGCCAGCUCGACCAACGCUAUGCUGCUGUGGCGAAGCGUACGAUCCAGACGAAACAUCCGCGGAACACAUCAUGCACUUUUGCUCCCGCUGUCGACGCUGGCUGCACCGAAAAUGUCUCUCCUCCCCGCUUCCGUCACGGAGAGUCACUCCAGCUGAGUUCCUGCAGUUCGACCCCGACACAAACAGCCGGCCACUGUACCCCUUCUGGAGCGCCGUUGCAGACGACUCACCGUCGUCCGUGUCCUCCUCGUCGGAGCGACCGUCGAAGCGACCGCGGCUGAGCACAUCGACGCCGGACUCGCUGGUCGCGCCGGAUCUGCAGGUUCUGGAUGACCACAUCUCGGGCCUCCCCGCGGAUCUCGUGAAGCUCGCAACGCGCUCUGUCAUACGCGGGGGCCCCGCUGGGAUCGUGGGCAACGGACCCGCUGUGAUCGAGGCCCGGCGGAAAGUGUGCCAGUUUCUGUGCCAAGGGGACAGCACCAAGGCUGCGUGGCUGCAGGACUGGCGCGCUCGGAUGCCGGCAGACUGGGAUACCAUGCUUCCCGGGGGAUGGGACACCGUGGUUAAGCAGGAGCCUGAUGUGGCGCUCAAGAAGAGGACCAGAGGACGGCCGCGGAAAACCGUCCCUGUUGUGGUUCCGGAUCCACUCAAUCCCCCGACCCUGGAAUGCCCCGACUGCCACAAUCUCAUCUGACUUGCCUUGUUACAUCUUCACACAUCUGUAUUUGUUUGUCAAAACUUCAAGUGUAAUUCGUACCAUUCUUGCCGCACGUUUUCAUUCUUCUGUCUAAUGUAGCUUCACGUGGUGUGACGGCACGCGUUUGUCACUCUCUCGCUCGAAGGCCG